AUGGAAGGCGAGGCCAAGGAGCUGCCCCUAAAUAUUGGAAAGGUGGCUGUCAGGUGGAGUUACGAAAAACCUCCUCCUGGGCUUAUCAAGGAAGACGAGACCAAGCCAGAAGACUGCAUACCAGAUGUACCAGGCAAUGAGCACGCCAGGGAGUUUCUGGCCCAUGCACCAACCAAAGGGCUCUGGAUGCCGCUGGGGAAAGAAGUCAAAGUUAUGCAGUGUUGGCGUUGUAAACGGUACGGUCACCGAACGGGUGAUAAAGAAUGCCCUUUCUUUAUCAAAGGCAACCAAAAGUUAGAACAGUUCAGAGUAGCACAUGAAGAUCCCAUGUAUGACAUCAUACAAAAGAAUAAAAGACAUGAAAAAGAUGUGAGGAUACAACAGUUGAAGCAGUUACUGGAGGAUUCUACCUCAGAUGAAGGUGAGAGCAGCUCCAGUUCCUCAGACUGUAAAGAGAAACACAGGAAGAAGAAGAAGAAGAAAGAAAAGCGUAAGAAAAGGAAGAAAGAAAAGAAGAAGAAAAAACAAACGUGUAAGUCUUCCAAGUCAAACGAGAGCUCAGACACAGACUGACAAGAACUUGACCUGUUCAGCAUUCUCAUUUCAAAAAUCAGAUACUGUGGACAAAGAGCAGAGGAAUGUGGGUUGGGAGAGAAAUCAAGAUGGACACUGAGAAGAUGUGACCCAGAGGGAUUCGUGUCUCCCAGCCCUUUUCAUUGUCCCCCUGCUGCUCCCUGAGGAGCUUUGGGAUUCCUUUGAUGGCCUCUGCCAGGUGCCUGGACUGAGGCAACUCCGAGAGGUCUCAUUUAGGUGCUGCUUGCACCCUCCAGAGGGGCUACUUCAUUCACAGAUUUCAGGCUUUUCUGUAUCGUUGAGAAUAAUAA
Molecule: messenger RNA, 884 nt
Organism: Condylura cristata (star-nosed mole)
Lineage: Eukaryota; Metazoa; Chordata; Mammalia; Eulipotyphla; Talpidae
Product: retinitis pigmentosa 9 protein-like
Exons: 6
Coding region: 1-573 (190 amino acids)
Biological process (GO): RNA splicing
Source: RefSeq, a predicted model, not a curated record